Cyphomyrmex costatus is the source of this 429-nucleotide messenger RNA. RefSeq names its product cuticle protein 38-like. The coding region runs from base 43 to 372 and encodes 109 amino acids. Lineage: Eukaryota; Metazoa; Arthropoda; Insecta; Hymenoptera; Formicidae. The record is from RefSeq and is a predicted model, not a curated record. The transcript has a single exon.
AGUGCUCUGCCGAAGUACGAAGCAACAAUCUCAAUCAUCAACAUGUACAAGAUCGUCGCUCUGUUUGCCCUGGUGGCUUGCGUCGCGGCUGCACCCGGCUACCUGUCGCCCGCCCUCCACGCGGCGCCGGUUGUCGCGGCUCCGGUAGCGGUCGCCCAUACCCUCCCGGUCGCCACCAGCUACGCCAACACCUACAAGGUGUCUGUGAAGAGCCCGCUCGUGGCCACUGCUCCGCUCGCCUACACCGCGCCGAUCCUGAAGACUGCCCCAGUCGUCGCCGCCGCACCGGUCGUCGCCGCCCCCGCCGUCGUCGCUCACGCCGCACCGCUCGCCUACGCCGCCGCCCAUCACCCCGUCGUCGCUCUUCAUUAAGGGAGAAUCGCUAAUUAACCACCUUUCGCGCUCAUCCCUCAAGACACCUGUAUAUCU